This is a messenger RNA of Mercurialis annua (annual mercury), 1124 nucleotides long. Its product is annotated as dirigent protein 17-like. The record is from RefSeq and is a predicted model, not a curated record. Bases 300 to 902 code for a protein of 200 amino acids. NCBI's taxonomy places the organism in Eukaryota, Viridiplantae, Streptophyta, Magnoliopsida, Malpighiales, Euphorbiaceae. The transcript is spliced from 2 exons.
AGCAGGUUAUUGCACUAAUUAUUGAAAUCUUAAACAUGAUUUUAGAGUUCAAGUUACUGUAAAGAGGAUGGUUAUAAUUUGUAAUGGCACUUAGGCAGGUGGCUCAUGCAUCGUGCUGUGUUAAUAGUCAAUGAGUGCCACUGGCUUGACAUUCUAGCCUCAUUUUUUAAAAUUCUUUCAACUGAUACAGGCUACCAAUGGUCAAAUCUUUCAGCUAUUAACCUCGUAAUUCCCAUUUCUUACGCGGAACUUGGAUUAUUAACUUUUUUAGAAGCUGGUUGCCACAAAGAGAGAGAGAGAUGAAAAUGAUUGACAAAGCCCAAAAGCCGGAUUCGGUGUCUUUGCCGACUGGUGUUACAGAGAUAUCAGGGGAACCUGCUAUUGUUAUUAAUGGGGUGCCAGACAUCAGUCUGAGUGGCAGCUCUCUUGCUGUCAAUAGUAGUGGAAAUGACACUGGAUCUCAAGAAAAUACAGGCCCUGAUGCAGGACUUGGAAAUACUAAUUUCGCUGAAUGGAUGGAAGGACGGGAAGUUCAAAAGUUGUUUGGAGACCAGCUAUAUCCUGGUACAGUGACGGAGUUCGACAAAGAAACUGGCUGGUACAAAGUGGUCUAUGCAGAUGGCGAUUUUGAAGAUCUCGAGUGGCCUGAACUGGAAAAUAUUCUUGUGCCUUUGGAUAUUACAAUUCCAGUGAAAUCAUUGGCUCUGAAAAUGACGAAGAGUCGUCAGAAAACCACUCAGAAACCUGGGAAAAGUGCUACAUGCACAAAAGUUGGCAAAGCUAAAAGCCUAAGAAAUAAGGAGAUUAAAGAGUCGGUUGUAGAAGGCGUACAUGAACCUCCACUCCAUUCCAAAGAGGGUGCUGAAUUGGUUAAACCAAGUUGCAAAGAGAAAUCACAAUAAAGAAUGCCAUUCUGUUAACAGAUCAAGUUUGGUUUUAUUCCGCAUUUGUACUGAAAUGUCAACAACAAACUUGUACAGCCCAACUUUUAUGUUGUGUAAAACGUAGAUUUUUCUUUAUUGCGGCUUGCGAAUUGUAAUAGCAGUCCAGAAGUGGGUGUUGAACAUUUGCAAUGUUAAUGAUACCUCCUGAAAAGCUUAUCUAGUUAUGGUAUGAUUCAUUAA